Molecule: messenger RNA, 2372 nt
Organism: Asterias rubens (European starfish)
Lineage: Eukaryota; Metazoa; Echinodermata; Asteroidea; Forcipulatida; Asteriidae
Product: Golgi-associated kinase 1A-like
Exons: 5
Coding region: 293-2089 (598 amino acids)
Cellular component (GO): Golgi apparatus
Source: RefSeq, a predicted model, not a curated record
UAACAUGUUUUGUCAGGAAGGGGGAAAGUUUCUCCCAAUCCUUAUUGCAAAUGAGCGACUCAUGGUUGCGAACCCGCUCCGCAGUGCGCAAACACGGCUGGCCGAGGCCAAGCAAGGAGUACACACACAACAACGCAUAGAGUGAAGCAGUAGGCUUUAAGACUUCACAUCGUGAAAACCACAUCUUGAAAAUCACAUCUGAUACAAGAAAUGAGGUUGAGUGAGUGGUGUGUUGGAUCACUUAGUCAUCGGAUGUAGUGUAUGCAAUGGAUAUGACAGUAGCAGCUAACGUAUGGUGGCCCAGGACAAAUUCAAAACUGGGAAACUUCACACUUUUGAGAUGACAGUAGUGCCCUACCGAGGCAGUCUGCAGCGUUCACGCCGUGUGCGUCGCUUUCUGUUGACAUCCCGUCUCUACCUGCUGCUCCUUGUCCUCGGAGCAUUCAUCGCCGUCAACUCCGUCCUCUACUUGGGCAUCAAUCGGGCUGAGGGUAGCGGUGGUAGGUCCAUGGAUCCCCGGAGUCUCUCUAUCAAGGAGAGGGUCAUAUCCAUAGACUCUUUGCAACAAAACGAGGACGAGCCCCACGGUAAUACACGCUGGGAUCUAUACAUCGACUCGCCUCGACAGUUCCGGGGUCUGUCUGAGAACCAGCGGGGGAAGGGUGACGGUGAGGACGGGGUAAAAAGGUCAAACUCCCCCAGGGUUGUCUACAUCACACGAGGUGCUAAUAAUCCUAGAAAUGACAAGGAGAGGAUUCUGUACCAAGGAUCAGACAGUUUGGCAAGGAAUACCGCAAACACCAAGCAGGUCACCGUCAGAGUUGAUUAUAAAGAGGCAGGUAAUGCCAAACAAAACUUGAUCUUUACGAGGAAUCUCAGACUAAAUGUAGCCGAAGGCAAAGCUGGCAAUAAAACACCUGCAACUAAAAAACGAAUUGCCACUGGAAAUAUUAAAACUAACGUAGCCUUAAAUCAAUCAAGAUUUUAUCCCGCACCCGUUAAACUUAAAAACAAGUUAUCGAAAAAUUAUGGGGAGAAUUCUCGCCGUGAAGAGGAGCACGACCGCCGGGAGAGGGUGGCGAGAUCAUCUCCAGACAAUGAGCCCGGUAGAAUGAACCUCAACAAUCGCCCAAAGUGGUUGAGUGAAAAAGACGCUGAUGUAUUGAGACACUUAGCUGAGGGUUCCAUCUCCAGUUUUCAAGCAAUUCAUUCUAAAUUUGCAGGAAAACUUGGGUUGGGAGUUUUAAUUUAUGAUCAGGAUGUUGGAGCCAAUGGCAAUAACGACAAGAGAACUACUGAGCUAUGCGGGGUCAGAGGAGUUACAUGCGCCGUGCUGUACCCGCCGGCCGAAAUUCACCGAGUGCUCGCUUUCCACUUGGAUCGCGUGCUCGGCUUCAACCGAACGUUGCUGACGAUCUCCCGAAGACUGCCCGGAGAGAUCCGGCGGCAGAUCGGGAUGCCGGUGGAUGUCAGUUUCCCGUUGAUGCUGUAUGAGCCGAGUCUGUACGAAGACACGGAACUUGCCGAACUCACCAGAGCUCAGUUAAGUGACUGUUUGGGCGAUGGUAAUGGCGGGAACAAUGAGAUGGAAGAGUGUAGUAGUGUGGUGGCUGAUGACUGGGGAGCUGUUGCAGUAUUUGACUUUCUUUUACAAAUUUAUCAUCGCUUGGAUCUGGGAUGCUGCGGCCUGGACCCGUUCGAGAGGCAUCGCCGGUGCGGUGUGUCUAUUGCAGGGGGGCAAGCUGCAAGGCAGUGCAAUCCAUUGAUCAACCCACAGAUGGUUGGAUGUGGUUUCCGUAUCGCAUCAGAAUCAGAUAAACUCAUUCUGGUGGAAAACUUGGUAGAUCUACGGGCUCCUGAUGAUAAGCUAGACUUCAUGCUCCUCAGAGGACCAAACAGUUUCCCAGCGAGAGCUGUAGCCAUACUGAAGGAAGCUCGUCUCCAUCCCAUGCUUCUAGAAUCUCUCUCAGUUGACAGUAGCUACUGGGAAAACCAAGGAGGCCAACCAGCCAUUGAAGACAUCAUUGACGUCAUUGAUAGACGGGCAGGAAUGUUUCUUAAAUAUAUUAGUAGUUCGCGAAGGGACUAGAAAAAUGCACUAAGUAGUUUUCGAGGCCUGCGGGUAAUUUGACUGGCUUUAAAGGCACUCAACACCAUUUGGUAAUUACCAAAGACCAUUCUUCUCACUUGGUGUGUCCCAACAUAUGCAUACAAUAACAAACCAGUGAACAUUUGGACCCAAUUGUUCAUCGAAAUGGCAAGUGAAUAAUAAGAGAGAAAAACCCUUGUUGAACUACUUUGUGUGUUUUCAGAUGCAUAUAAUUAUUGAGUGAGAAAUUACCUGUGUCUCAAGAACUAUGUUAUUACAGAGC